Molecule: messenger RNA, 577 nt
Organism: Entrophospora candida
Lineage: Eukaryota; Fungi; Glomeromycota; Glomeromycetes; Entrophosporales; Entrophosporaceae
Source: the annotation of a GenBank genome assembly
AUGGAUAAACGUAGAAAGAUUGUUGAUAGGGAAUUUAAACAAGAAGUUGAUUAUGCUACUGUUAAUCAUCUCAAGUCAAAACAAUAUUGGAGAGAUAAUUUUUGUAAUAAUUCUGCAACAUUGUCUGUAGAAUUUGAUGCCAAUGAUGCAAGUACAUUAGCACCAUCAAUUUCACGACACAGAAGCCAGGACAAACGUUACCUUUUUUACGACAGCACUAAAUGCAAAUACAUUACUGAAUAUGAUGCAAUUCGUGAAGUUUUAUUUGUUUUAUCUGGUCGACCAAGUUUUCUAUUUCAACAAGAUUCUCAUGGAAUUUUCAAAGUCAUACUUAAUGCAAAUUUAACUCAUUUAACUUGUGGCAGUUUUAAAUCAAUACUAGAAUUUUUCUGUGAACAUGCAAAUGAAAUAGAAAAACUUCGAUCUAUUUCUAUGAAACUAUGUAGUGGAUCUUGUAUAAUUUAUUGUCAAACAGCACAAGCUUUUGCAGCAUCUGUUUUGAAAAUGAUUUCUAAAUUUGAUAAACUAUUAUCAGAUUUGGAAUUUAAAUAUUGCAUUGAUAAUAUGAAAUCUCAAG